AAACAAUGUUUCACUUCUCAGGCUGGAUGGGUGGGUGCUCUUUGGGGAUCCCGGGGGGUUCGGAGCCACGCAGGCGCCCGGGCUCCGUUGGCAGGGCUCGGGCUCCCAACGGCCGCGCCUCUGGCAGCUGCUGGCUGAGUGGUUCGAGGUUGCGGAGAUCAGGGAAAGGAGGGAAAUCAUGAAUACAGAAGAAGCCGGCCCACCCGCUGUGGCAAGAGAAGCUCCUGCCUCUGAGGAAGAGACAGCUCCGCCCCCUCCGGAAGAGGCAGAGCCCGGGGAAGAGGCUGUUCCUCUUCCUGUAGGGAGCGCUGUGCCUUCUGUGACCAACUAUCGGUCGCUCCUUCCUGAUGAUGAAGAGGAUCCCAAAGCCCAGGAGCCUAGGGUUCGCCCUAGGAUUGCACCGCGCCCCGUGGACUCCGUGCUUUCUGAAGUGCUCUCCGAGUCUUCCCGGCGGUCCUCCAAAUACCGCCGAAGUAUGAGUGGUAUUCCAAACCUACAGGAAACUCUGAAAGAGAAACAGGCAAGAUUUAGAGAGGCAAGAGAAAACCGAAAAAUGAAAAUUGACCCAGGAUACAAAUAUAUAUUUGAAAUUCUAGCAGAGAAACUGGGCCUGGACCUACCAGCUGUUGAAGAAUUAAUUUUGGAUUGUCCAUCUAUGGAACCAUUUAUCCAUUUUUUUGAGAAAGAUGGUUGUAAGACUUUGAAAUUUUUGUAUCAGGAAGGAGAUGUGCCUGGCCUUGAAUGUGGUCGAAUUAUUCAUGGAGCAGGCAAAGGAGCAAAAAUGAUGAGAUUGUACAUAGAUAAUGCUGCCCCAGAGAAACUAAAAGGAUUGUGCAUAUUUUUUGUUCGCUGUCGUAAUGAUGUUCCUAUAAAUGCUAAAACUAUUCAUAAGGAAGUACUGUUUACUGUUUUGGAUGCAUCAAAAGGGCUCUUAAAUGGGAUCAAGAAUAUGUUGGCUAAUGUAUUUCUACCAGCUAUUCUUGCAACAAACAAUUGGGGUGCUUUAAACCAGUCCAAGCAGGCAGAAUCUGAAAAACAUAUUUUCACUGAAACCAUCAGCAGAUACCUUUCAUUUUUUGAUGGUGCUAGAAUAAGUAUUGAGGGAACAGUGAUGUUAAAGAAGAUAGACAAUGUUGAUUUUUCUAGACUGCACACUUUUGAAGAAGUGACAGUUGCUGCUGGCAAUUCAGAAACUGUUCACCAGCUAGAGGAGGUAUUAAUGAUAUGGUACAAGCAGAUUGAACAGGUACUUAUUGAGAGUGAGCAGAUGAGAAAAGAAGCUGAUGAUUCUGGUCCACUCACUGAAUUAGAACACUGGAAACAUAUGUCAGCCAAGUUCAACUAUAUCAUCGAACAGAUUAAAGGGCCAGCGUGUAAGGCUGUCAUUAAUGUGCUAAAUGUUGCCCACUCCAAACUACUAAAGAAUUGGCAUGAUUUGGAUGCAAGAAUCACAGAUACAGCAAAUGAAUCAAAAGAUAAUGUUAAAUAUUUGUACACACUGGAAAAAGUAUGUCAGCCUCUCUAUAACUAUGACCUAGUGUCCAUGGCACAUGGAAUACAAAAUUUGAUUAAUGCCAUCAAAAUGAUUCAUAGUGUGUCAAGGUAUUAUAAUACCUCAGAGAGAAUGACCUCAUUGUUUAUCAAGGUAACAAAUCAAAUGGUGACAGCAUGUAAAGCAUAUAUUACUGAUGGAGGACUAAACCAUGUUUGGGAUCAGGAAACUCCAGUAGUACUAAAAAAAAUUCAGGACUGCAUUUUUCUAUUCAAGGAAUAUCAGACAUCUUUUCAUAAAACCAGGAAACAGAUUUUAGAAUCCUCAGGGGAAAAGUCUUUUGAGGUUUCAGAAAUGUACAUAUUUGGAAAAUUUGAAGCUUUCUGUAAAAGACUGGAGAAGAUUACAGAAAUGAUAACUAUCGUGCAAACAUAUUCAACAUUGAGCAAUUCUACAAUUGAAGGAAUAGACAUUAUGGCAAUAAAAUUCAAAAAUAUAUACCUGAGUGUUAAGAAAAAGCAAUAUGACAUUCUGGAUCCAAGAAGGACAGAAUUUGACACAGAUUUCUUAGAUUUUAUGACAGAAAUCAACAGUUUAGAGGUACAAAUACAGGUAUUUAUGAACAGUACUUUUGGAAAAAUCUUAUCUUCUCAGCAGGCUCUUCAGCUGCUUCAAAGAUUUCAGAAGCUGAACAUUCCCUGUCUUCAGUUGGAAAUCAACCACACAGUUGAGCGAAUUCUCCAGUAUUAUGUGGCUGAACUUGAAGCUACUAAGAAGCUUUAUCAUUCUCAAAAAGAUGACCCCCCUCUUGCUCGCAAUAUGCCCCCUAUUGCGGGGAAAAUCCUGUGGGUGAGACAGCUCUAUCACCGCAUAAGUGAGCCCAUGGACUAUUUCUUUAAAAACUCAGAAAUUUUGUCAAGUUCAGAAGGUAAAGCUGUCAUCCGUCAGUAUAACAAAAUCUCUUAUGUGCUGGUGGAAUUUGAGGUGGUCUACCACAUGGCCUGGGUCAGAGAGAUUUCGCAGCUACAGUAUGCUUUACAAGCCACACUUUUCGUGCGACAUCCGGAAACAGGAAAGUUGCUGGUUAAUUUUGAUCCCAAAAUUUUGGAAAUUGUGCGGGAAACUAAGUGCAUGAUAAAGAUGAAGUUGGAUGUUCCAGAACAGGCCAAGAGAUUGCUGAAAUUGGAAAGUAAAUUGAAAGCAGACAAGCUGUAUUUGCAGGGUCUUCUGCAGUAUUACGGUGAUUUAUGUCAGGAAGUGCCUUCUGUGUUUGUCAAUCUGAUGACCCCUAAAAUGAAACAGGUGGAGGCGGUAUUAAGGCAGGGGCUCACGAUAUUAACAUGGUCAUCUUUAACUCUAGAAAGCUUCUUUCAAGAAGUUCAGUCAGUUUUGGGCAUGUUCAGUCAACUUCUCAAGAAGGUCAGUGACUUAUGUGAAAUGAGUAUUGAUACUGUGUUAAAGGAGAUAGCCAACACUGUGUUGAUUUCCUUGCCUGAAAGUGGUGCUGCCAGAGUAGAAGAUAUGUUGACCCUCAAUGAGACAUACACAAAAGAAUGGGCUGAUAUUAUAAACCACAAAAGUAGACACGUGGAAGAAGCUGUCAAAGAACUUACAUUAAUAUUUGAGCAAAUUUAUGAAGUUAAGAACACUGGAGAAAAAGGAAGACAGUCACCAGAACACCAGAAACAUGUUGUUUUUGGAAGUGAAACAGAAGAUGGCGAAAACAACGAUUAUGACACUGAUGUGGUGAACGUGGGUGAUACUAAUGAUAAAGAAAAUGAAUUUAAAAAGGAAUGUAAAGAAGUCUAUGGAUUUUUCUCUCAUCAAUUACUAGACAGUCUGCAAAAAGCUACACGAUUAUCUUUGGACACAAUGAAAAAAAGAAUAUUUGUUGUUAGCCCUUAUGGAUGCAGACCAUCAGAUGAUAUUAUUUCUUUCAUAAAAACUGAAGUACAUCUUGCAAUUCCUAAUGUGGUAAUGGUUCCCAGUCUGGAUGAUAUUCAACAAGCCAUCAACCGAAUGAUCCAGUUAACCUUGGAGGUCAGCCGAGGAGUGGCUCACUGGGGACAGCAGCAUGCCCACCAUACCAAGUCUGUGGUUACCAGUCCCACUGUAACUGACUUCACCCAUGGGAGUACAGGAAAACAGCUGAAGAAGGAAGAGAGAUCCUUUGAAGAAAUUAUUCCUGCAAGGAACCUGAAGAACUUUUACCCAGGGGUGGCGGAGCACAAAGACAUUUCCAAGCUAGUCCUUCUCCUUUCUUCCUCCAUGAAUUCUCUCAGAACAGUGGCCCAGGAGGCCCUGCAGGAGUUUCAGAAGUAUAAGACUCUCUGGAUGGAGGACCGAGAUGUGAAAGUGAAGGAAUUUUUGGGUCACGAUCCCUCUCUGAUGGAAAUCAGAUCAGAAAUUCUACACUAUGCUACUUUUGAACAGGAAAUCGAUGAGCUGAAGCCUAUAAUUGUUGUAGGAGCACUUGAAUUGCACACAGAGCCAAUGAAAUUAGCCUUAUCAAUUGAGGCUAAGGCAUGGAAGAUGUUACUCUGUCGAUACUUGAAUGAAGAAUACAAAAAGAAAAUGUCAGACAUGAUAGCAUUUAUCAAUGAAUACCUGAAAAAGUUAUCUAGACCUAUUCGUGAUUUAGAUGAUGUCAGAUUUGCAGUGGAAGCUCUGACUUGUAUUCAUGAUAAUGAAAUUCAAAUGGACAUGACUUUGGGACCAGUUGAAGAAGCCUAUGGUAUUUUAAACAGAUUUGAAGUUGAAGUAACCAAAGAAGAAUCAGAAGCAGUUGAUACUUUGAGAUAUUCUUUCAACAAAUUACAGAGCAAAGCUGUUUCUGUACAAGAUGAGCUAGUUCAAGUGCAGCCAGUGUUUAAAAGUAACCUACUUGAAGCUGUGGAAGUUUUCUGUGGUGAUGUAAUGAACUUCGCAGAAGCAUAUGAGACGGAAGGACCUAUGGUUCCAAAUAUACCACCCCAAGAAGCUAGCAAUAGGCUACAGAUAUUUCAGGCCAGUUUUGAUGACCUGUGGAGGAAAUUUGUUACAUACUCAUCUGGUGAACAACUUUUUGGAUUGCCUGUGACUGACUAUGAGGUUUUACACAAAACAAGGAAAGAACUCAACUUGUUGCAGAAACUAUAUGGAUUGUAUGAUACUGUAAUGGGCAGUAUUAGUGGUUAUUAUGAAAUACUUUGGGGAGAUGUAGAUAUUGAAAAAAUUAACACAGAACUUCAGGAAUUUCAAAACAGGUGUCGUAAACUUCCCAAAGGACUUAAAGAUUGGCAGGCAUUUCUGGAUCUCAAAAAGAGAAUUGAUGAUUUCAGUGAGUCGUGUCCAUUACUGGAAAUGAUGACCAAUAAGGCGAUGAAACAGAGACACUGGGAUCGAAUCUCUGAGUUAACCAAAACCCCAUUUGAUGUGGAAUCUGAUUCCUUCUGUCUCAGAAACAUCAUGGGAGCACCACUCCUUAAAAAUAAAGAUGAUAUCGAGGACAUUUGCAUAUCUGCCGUUAAGGAAAAGGAUAUUGAAGCGAAGCUGACUCAAGUGAUUGAGAACUGGACCAACCAAAACCUAAGCUUUGCAGCGUUUAAGGGAAAAGGAGAACUUUUGCUGAAAGGAACCGAAUCAGGAGAAAUUAUCACAUUAAUGGAGGAUAGUCUGAUGAUCUUAGGUUCCUUACUAAGCAACAGAUACAAUGCUCCAUUUAAGAAAAACAUACAGAAUUGGGUAUACAAAUUGUCCACUUCCUCAGAUAUAAUUGAAGAGUGGCUAGUGGUACAGAACCUUUGGGUUUAUCUUGAGGCUGUGUUUGUAGGUGGAGAUAUUGCCAAACAGCUGCCUCAGGAAGCAAAACGCUUUCAGAAUAUUGACAAGUCCUGGAUAAAAAUAAUGCAGCGAGCUCAUGAGAAUCCCAAUGUGAUCAGCUGCUGUGUUGGAGAUGAAACCAUGGGACAGCUUUUGCCUCAUUUACAUGAACAGUUGGAAGUUUGUCAGAAGUCACUUACAGGGUAUUUGGAGAAGAAGCGAUUAUUAUUUCCAAGAUUCUUCUUUGUAUCCGAUCCAGUUCUCUUGGAGAUCCUUGGACAAGCCAGCGAUUCCCAUACCAUCCAGCCACAUCUCCCUGCCAUAUCUGACAACAUAAAUGAGGUGACAUUUCAUACAAAAGACUACGAUCGUAUGAUGGCUGUUGUAUCGAGAGAAGGAGAAAAAAUUGUUUUGGAUAAUCCCAUUAUGGCCAAAGGUCCUGUGGAGAUCUGGCUUCUGGAUUUGUUAAAAGUGCAGAUGUCGUCACUGCACAAUAUCAUCAGAUCUGCAUUCUAUCAGAUCAGCGAUUCCGGGUUUCAGCUGUUACCUUUCCUCAGUCACUUCCCAGCGCAGGUUGGGCUUCUAGGAAUUCAGAUGUUGUGGACACAUGAUUCAGAAGAGGCUUUACAUAAUGCAAAAGACGACAGAAAAAUCAUGCAAAUGACCAAUCAGAAAUUUCUGGAUAUUCUGAAUACUCUCAUUAGCCAGACAACGCGUGACCUAACCAAGUUUGAUAGAGUGAAAUUUGAAACUCUGAUUACCAUCCACGUGCAUCAGAGAGAUAUUUUCGAUGACUUGGUAAAAAUGCAUAUCAAAUCUGCUACAGAUUUUGAAUGGUUAAAACAGAGCAGAUUUUAUUUUAAGGAAGAUUUGGAUCAAACUGUGGUAUCUAUUACUGAUGUUGAUUUUAUUUACCAAAAUGAAUUUCUGGGAUGCACCGAUCGCCUUGUUAUCACUCCACUAACUGAUAGAUGUUAUAUCACGCUGGCUCAGGCUUUGGGAAUGAACAUGGGAGGAGCUCCAGCAGGACCUGCAGGCACUGGCAAAACAGAAACCACAAAAGACAUGGGCAGAUGUUUGGGAAAAUAUGUGGUUGUAUUCAACUGCUCAGACCAAAUGGAUUUCAGAGGCCUAGGAAGGAUUUUCAAAGGUCUCUCACAGUCGGGUUCCUGGGGCUGUUUUGAUGAGUUUAACAGAAUUGAAUUGCCUGUAUUAUCAGUGGCGGCCCAACAAAUUUAUAUUGUCUUGACAGCGAGAAAAGAGAGAAAAAAGCAGUUCAUUUUCUCUGAUGGUGAUUGUGUUGAUUUGAACCCAGAAUUUGGAAUCUUCUUAACAAUGAACCCUGGAUACGCUGGACGCCAGGAACUGCCAGAAAAUUUAAAAAUCCAGUUUAGAACUGUCGCUAUGAUGGUUCCUGAUAGACAGAUCAUUAUGCGAGUUAAACUUGCAAGCUGUGGUUUUCUUGAAAAUGUGAUAUUGGCCCAAAAGUUUUAUGUUCUCUACAAACUCUGUGAAGAGCAGCUCACUAAGCAGGUCCAUUAUGACUUUGGAUUGAGAAAUAUUCUAUCUGUACUGAGAACACUUGGAGCUCAAAAAAGAGCCAGACCGGAAGAUAGUGAAUUAAGCACUGUCAUGAGAGGACUGAGAGAUAUGAACCUCUCUAAAUUGGUUGAUGAAGAUGAACCCCUGUUUCUCAGCUUAAUCAAUGACCUGUUUCCAGGAUUACAACUGGAUAGUAACACUUACGUGGAACUGCAAGGUGCAGUAGCCAACCAGGUUCAGAUAGAAGGUUUGAUCAACCACCCACCUUGGAACCUCAAACUUAUACAGUUGUAUGAGACGUCUCUGGUACGUCAUGGCUUGAUGACUCUGGGGCCUAGUGGUUCUGGGAAGACAACCGUUACAACAAUCCUGACGAAGGCGCUGACAGAAUGCGGAAGGCCUCAUAGAGAGAUGCGAAUGAAUCCAAAAGCUAUUACUGCUCCUCAGAUGUUUGGCAGACUGGAUACUGCCACCAAUGACUGGACAGAUGGGAUUUUUUCUACUCUGUGGAGAAAAACGUUAAAAGCCAAAAAGGGUGAAAACAUUUUCCUCAUUUUAGAUGGCCCUGUGGAUGCCAUUUGGAUCGAGAAUUUAAAUUCUGUGUUGGACGAUAACAAAACACUCACGUUGGCGAAUGGAGAUCGCAUUCCCAUGGCCCCUAGUUGUAAGCUUUUGUUCGAGGUCCACAAUAUUGAGAACGCGUCUCCUGCCACAGUUUCUAGGAUGGGCAUGGUCUAUAUCAGCAGCUCUGCACUCAGCUGGAGGGCAAUAUUACAGGCAUGGUUGAAGAGGCGGACAGCCCAGGAAGCCACUGUUUUCCAGGCUCUGUAUGAUAAGGCAUUUGAGGAUGCAUAUACGUUUAUGAAACUAAACCUCGCUCCCAAAAUGCAGCUCUUAGAAUGCAACUACAUUGUGCAGUCUCUCAAUCUUCUGGAAGGCUUAAUCCCCUCCAAAGAGGAAGGGGGUGUUUCAUGUGUCAAUCAUCUCCAUAAAUUAUUUGUCUUCGGCCUAAUGUGGAGUAUAGGUGCCCUUCUGGAAUUGGAUAACAGAGAAAAACUUGAGGCCUUUUUACGACGUCAUGAGAGCAAGUUAGACUUGCCAGAAAUACCCACGGGCACGAAUCAAACCAUGUAUGAGUUUUAUGUUACUGAUUAUGGUGAUUGGGAGCACUGGAAUAAGAAACUUCAGCCAUAUUUUUAUCCAAUGGAUGGUAUUCCAGAAUAUUCAUCAAUUUUGGUCCCAAAUGUUGACAAUAUUAGAACAAAUUUUUUGAUAGACACCAUUGCAAAACAACAUAAAGCUGUUUUGCUCACAGGAGAGCAGGGAACUGCAAAAACCGUGAUGAUUAAGGCCUAUUUGAAAAAAUACGACCCCGAAGUACAGCUAUCCAAAAGUCUAAACUUUUCAUCUGCCACAGAACCAAUGAUGUUUCAGAGGACCAUUGAAAGCUAUGUGGAUAAGCGGAUGGGAAGCACAUAUGGGCCACCAGGAGGGAGAAAAAUGACUGUAUUUAUUGAUGAUAUUAAUAUGCCUGUGAUUAAUGAGUGGGGAGAUCAGAUAACUAAUGAGAUUGUGCGGCAGAUGAUGGAAAUGGAAGGCAUGUAUAGCUUGGAUAAGCCUGGAGACUUUACUACUAUUGUGGAUGUGCAGCUCAUAGCAGCAAUGAUUCAUCCCGGAGGAGGUCGGAAUGAUAUUCCCCAACGUUUAAAAAGACAAUUCACCGUGUUUAAUUGCACAUUGCCUUCAAAUGCAUCAAUAGACAAAAUUUUUGGACUUAUUGGCUGUGGAUACUUUGAUCCUUGUAGAAAGUUCAAACUUGAAGUAUGUGAGAUGAUUGCGAAUUUAGUCACGGCGGGCAGAGUGCUAUGGCAGUGGACCAAGGUGAAGAUGCUGCCAACUCCUUCUAAAUUUCAUUAUAUCUUCAAUCUUCGAGAUCUUUCCAGAAUUUGGCAAGGAAUGUUAACCGUAAAAGCUGAGGAGUGUGACUCGCUCCCUGUCCUCAUGUCGCUUUUCAAACAUGAAUGCAACAGAGUAAUUGCAGACAGAUUUAUAACUCCUGAAGAUGAGCAGUGGUUUAAUGUACAUCUUAUUCGUGCAGUUGAAGAAAAUAUCAGCCCUGAAGCAGCCUCUUGUAUUCUCCCUGAGCCUUAUUUUGUGGAUUUCCUCCGUGAGAUGCCUGAACCAACAGGGGAUGAACCCGAGGAUACUGCAUUUGAAAUACCCAAGGUCUAUGAAUUGGUACCAUCAUUUGAAUUUCUAUCUGAAAAGCUUCAAUUUUACCAGAGGCAGUUCAAUGAAGUCAUUAGAGGAACAUCUCUUGACCUGGUGUUUUUUAAAGAUGCAAUGACUCAUCUUAUUAAGAUUUCACGAAUAAUUCGGACUUCGUGUGGAAAUGCGUUGCUGGUAGGUGUUGGUGGUUCAGGAAAACAAAGUCUUUCAAGAUUGGCAUCAUUUAUAGCUGGAUAUCAAAUAUUCCAGAUAACAUUAACCAGGUCUUACAAUGUGAGUAACCUAAUAGAGGACUUAAAAUUCUUAUACAAAGUUGCUGGUGCUGAUGGAAAAGGCAUUACCUUCAUCUUUACUGACAAUGAGAUCAAAGAUGAGGCAUUUUUAGAAUACCUUAAUAAUUUGCUAUCUUCAGGAGAGAUCUCCAGUUUGUUCGCUCGAGAUGAGAUGGAUGAAAUCACCCAGGGACUGACAGCAGUGAUGAAGAGGGAACUGCCACGCCACCCUCCUACCUUCGAUAAUCUCUAUGAGUACUUCAUUUCUCGAUCCAGAAAGAACUUGCAUGUGGUUCUCUGCUUCUCUCCAGUUGGUGAGAAAUUCCGUGCCCGAUCUUUGAAAUUUCCUGGCUUGAUAUCAGGCUGCACGAUAGACUGGUUCAGUCGAUGGCCGAAGGAGGCUCUGGUCGCUGUGGCCUCCCAUUUCCUUUCGGAGUAUAAUAUCGUCUGCUCUAGUGAAAUUAAAAGACAAGUUGUAGAAACAAUGGGCCUGUUUCAUGACAUGGUUUCAGAGAGCUGUGAAAAUUAUUUCCAAAGAUACCGCCGAAGAGCACACGUGACUCCCAAAUCUUACCUCUCGUUUAUAAAUGGUUACAAAAACAUUUAUACUGAAAAGGUGAAAUACAUUAAUGAACAAGCUGAACGUAUGAAUAUUGGUCUUGAUAAGCUUAUGGAGGCAAGUGAAUCCAUUGCUAAACUCUCUCAAGAUCUUGCGAUAAAGGAGAAGGAACUGGCUGUAGCUUCUGUAAAAGCAGACAAAGUAUUAGCUGAAGUCACAGUAAGCACUCAGGCUUCAGCCAAAGUAAAAAAUGAAGAGCAGGAGGUAAAAGACAAAGCCCAAAAAAUUGUGGAUGAAAUUGAUAGUGAGAAAGUAAAAGCUGAGACCAAACUUGAGGCUGCUAAACCUGCCCUGGAAGAAGCAGAAGCUGCCCUGAAUACCAUCAAACCAAAUGAUAUCGCCACAGUCAGGAAGCUUGCAAAACCACCACAUCUUAUUAUGAGAAUCAUGGACUGCGUGCUGUUACUAUUUCAAAAGAAAAUUGACCCUGUUACGAUGGAUCCGGAGAAACCUUGCUGCAAGCCAUCAUGGGGAGAGUCCUUAAAGUUGAUGAGCGCAACAGGAUUCCUGUGGAGCCUUCAGCAGUUCCCCAAGGACACAAUAAAUGAAGAGACAGUUGAGUUACUACAACCAUAUUUUAAUAUGGAUGACUACAAUUUUGAAAGUGCCAAGAAAGUCUGUGGGAAUGUGGCUGGUCUGCUGUCUUGGACACUUGCUAUGGCAACAUUUUAUGGCAUCAACAGAGAGGUUUUGCCUCUAAAGGCAAACCUAGCCAAGCAGGAAGGCCGGUUAGCUGUUGCUAAUGCAGAAUUAGGGAAGGCCCAGGCGCUCCUGGAUGAGAAACAGGCUGAGCUAGAUAAAGUACAAGCAAAAUUUGUUGCAGCAAUGAAAGAGAAAAUGGAUCUGCUCAAUGAUGCCGAUAUGUGCCGGAAAAAGAUGCAGGCAGCUUCCGCGCUCAUCGAUGGACUGAGUGGAGAAAAAGUCCGAUGGACACAGCAGAGUAAAGAGUUCAAAGCUCAGAUUAAUAGACUUGUAGGUGACAUUCUGCUGUGCACGGGAUUCCUCUCCUAUCUUGGUCCUUUCAAUCAGAUAUUUAGGAACUAUUUGCUUAAAGAUCAGUGGGAGGUAGAGAUGAAGGCACGGAGAAUUCCUUUCACGGAAAACCUGAAUCUUAUUUCAAUGUUGGUGGAUCCUCCAACGAUUGGCGAGUGGGGGCUGCAGGGACUGCCAGGAGAUGAUCUCUCAAUUCAGAAUGGCAUCAUUGUGACAAAAGCCACCAGAUACCCACUCCUCAUAGACCCACAGGCUCAAGGCAAAACUUGGAUUAAAUCAAAGGAAAAAGAAAAUGAUUUGCAGGUGACAACUCUGAACCAUAAAUAUUUCCGCACACACUUGGAGGACAGCCUGUCCUUGGGCCGACCUAUGCUCAUUGAAGACAUCCGGGAAGAGCUGGAUCCAGCUUUGGACAACGUCUUAGAGAAGAAUUUCAUUAAGUCUGGCACCACUUUCAAGGUGAAAGUUGGUGAUAAGGAAUAUGAUGUCAUGGAUACAUUUAAACUUUAUAUCACUACAAAGUUACCAAACCCUGCCUUUACCCCUGAAAUCAAUGCUAAAACAUCAAUCAUUGAUUUCACUGUUACAGUGAAAGGACUUGAGAAUCAGUUACUCAGGAGAGUAAUCCUAACCGAGAAACAGGAGUUAGAGUCUGAGAGGGUUAAACUUUUGGAGGAUGUUACUUUUAAUAAGCGGAAGAUGAAAGAACUUGAAGAUAACCUCCUCUAUAAAUUAAGUGCUACAAAAGGUUCCUUAGUCGAUGACGAGUCUCUCAUUGGUGUCCUCCGCAUCACCAAGCAGACAGCAGCUGAGGUGAGUGAAAAGCUGCAUGUGGCCGCAGAAACGGAGAUCAAGAUCAACACGGCUCAGGAGGAGUUCCGGCCGGCAGCCACCCGAGGGAGCAUCCUCUACUUCCUCAUCACGGAGAUGAGCAUGGUCAACAUCAUGUACCAGACGUCGCUGGCGCAGUUCCUGAAGCUCUUCAACCAGUCCAUGGCCAGAUCUGAAAAGUCUCCACUACCUCAAAAGAGAAUUAUGAAUAUCAUCGAGUACCUGACGUACGAAGUUUUUACAUACUCUGUCAGAGGCCUAUACGAAAACCACAAAUUCCUUUUUGUGCUCCUGAUGACUUUAAAGAUUGAUCUUCAGAGAGGGACAGUUAAGCACAGAGAGUUUCAGGCUCUCAUUAAAGGGGGUGCAGCUCUGGACCUGAAAGCCUGCCCUCCCAAACCGUUCCGCUGGAUCCUCGACAUGACCUGGCUGAAUCUGGUAGAGCUGAGUAAACUUCCGCAAUUUGCAGAAAUCAUGAACCAGAUAUCACGCAAUGAGAAGGGGUGGAAAAGCUGGUUUGACAAAGAUGCUCCAGAGGAGGAAGUUAUUCCUGAUGGAUAUAAUGAUUCCCUGGAUACUUGGCGGAAGCUUUUACUUAUCAGGUCUUGGUGCCCAGACCGUACUGUUUUUCAGGCAAGAAAGUAUAUCGCAGAUUCUUUGGAGGAGAAGUACACAGAACCAGUUAUCUUAAAUCUGGAGAAAACUUGGGAAGAAAGUGAUACACGAACACCUCUGAUUUGUUUCCUGUCCAUGGGAUCUGAUCCUACUAUUCAAAUCGAUGCGUUGGCCAAGAAACUGAAGCUAGAAUGUAGGACCGUCUCAAUGGGACAAGGACAGGAAGUGCAUGCUCGAAAGCUGAUUCAGAUGUCAAUGAAGCAGGGUGGUUGGGUAUUACUGCAAAACUGUCACCUUGGCCUGGAAUUCAUGGAGGAAUUACUGGAGACACUAAUGACCACCGAAGCCAAUGAUGAUUCAUUCCGAGUAUGGAUAACUACAGAGCCCCAUGAUCGAUUUCCAAUUACAUUGCUUCAGACUUCUCUCAAAUUCACUAAUGAGCCGCCCCAAGGUGUACGCGCAGGUCUGAAAAGAACAUUUGCUGGAAUUAAUCAGGACCUCCUGGAUGUCAAUAAUUUACCCAUGUGGAAGCCAAUGCUCUACACGGUGGCGUUUUUACACUCCACUGUACAGGAACGAAGAAAAUUUGGUCCCUUGGGAUGGAAUAUUCCCUAUGAAUUCAAUUCUGCUGACUUUUCAACCAGUGUUCAGUUUAUUCAGAAUCACCUUGACGAAUGUGAUAUUAAAAAAGGUGUGUCGUGGAGUACGGUUCGGUACAUGAUUGGAGAAGUACAAUAUGGAGGCCGGGUGACUGAUGACUUUGAUAAACGUCUGCUCAACUGCUUUGCUAGAGUCUGGUUCAUUGAGAAGAUGUUUGAACCAUCAUUCUGUUUUUAUACUGGAUAUAAAAUCCCCGUGUGCAAAACCCUGGACCAGUACUUUGAGUACAUCCAGUCACUGCCAUCCCUAGAUAACCCCGAAGUCUUUGGCCUUCACCCUAAUGCUGAUAUCACGUAUCAGAGUAACACAGCUUCUGCCGUGCUUGAGACAAUCACCAACAUUCAACCCAAGGAGAGUGGAGGUGGAGUGGGAGAGACGCGGGAGGCUAUUGUUUACAGGUUGUCUGAAGAUAUGCUGAGCAAGCUGCCCCCUGAUUAUGUUCCCCAUGAGGUGAAAGCUCGUUUGAUAAAAAUGGGCCAUCUUAAUUCAAUGAACAUAUUUCUUAGACAAGAAAUUGACAGAAUGCAAAAAGUCAUCUCAAUACUUCGCAUUAGCCUGAGUGACCUCAAGUUGGCCAUUGAAGGAACAAUCAUUAUGAGUGAGAACUUGAGAGAUGCCCUGGACAACAUGUACGAUGCUCGAAUCCCUCAGAUCUGGAAAAGGGUGUCCUGGGAUUCAUCCACACUGGGCUUUUGGUUCACUGAACUUUUGGAAAGAAAUGCUCAGUUUUCUACUUGGAUAUUUGAAGGGAGGCCCAAUGUGUUUUGGAUGACUGGUUUCUUCAAUCCCCAAGGCUUCCUCACAGCCAUGAGGCAGGAAGUGACCCGUGCCCACAAAGGCUGGGCGCUGGACACCGUAACCAUCCACAACGAAGUUCUGCGGCAGACCAAGGAGGAGAUCACGACACCCCCUGUGGAAGGUGUGUACAUUUACGGGCUGUACCUGGACGGGGCAGCCUGGGACAGGCGCAACGGGAAGCUCACAGAGUCCACCCCCAAGGUGCUCUUUACGCUGCUGCCGGUGCUGCACGUCUUCGCUAUUAACUCCACAGCGCCCAAGGACCCCAAGCUGUACGUGUGUCCCGUUUACAAGAAACCCAAGCGAACUGACCUGACCUUCAUCACGGUAGUGUACCUGCGGACUGUGCUGUCCCCGGAUCACUGGAUCCUGAGAGGCGUGGCCCUUCUGUGCGACAUCAAGUAAGUUCAUCUCUGCCUGCUGAGGGCACCCGGAACCACGGGACACCUCUGUGCUCUGAGACCCAGCCGUGGAUGUCUUUUCACCCCCACAACACCUGCUUGAUUGCAUUUCUCCAUUAAAAGGUUGACC
Molecule: messenger RNA, 14383 nt
Organism: Heterocephalus glaber (naked mole-rat)
Lineage: Eukaryota; Metazoa; Chordata; Mammalia; Rodentia; Bathyergidae
Source: RefSeq, a predicted model, not a curated record